AUGUCGUCGCCCUCGACUGCAGCGUAUCGUCCACCACAAGCCAUCGACGUCGCCAGUGGAGACCGCAACCUGGCCGCCAAUGACAACGACAAUGACACCGUCGCAAACGCCCGGCGCGUCCGCCGCAACCUUCUGAGGGCGACGUGGAACGGCAUCGGCCAGCUCACGCGAUGGAGAAAGUUCGUCCUCCUCUCCCGUCUGGGCGUCGCUUUGGUUCAGGUGCUGGCGUUUACGCCCGUCCUCUUCCUCGGCUCCUCGCACGGCGGCUCGUACACGCCCGGAGAGUACUGCAACCCGCAGCCAAUGUUCAUCUACCUCCUGCUGCACGUCCUCCGCCUGGUCGCCACCAUCCCCUGCGACCUCUACCUCGGACUGAGCCCCCACCGCGCCGCGGGCGCGCAGCGCCUCAGCCCCAUCGCUCGCGAACGCCUCGAACGCGAGCGGCCCAUCGGCUCGAUCCUCUGGGACUCGCGGAUCAACAAGCUGUCCAACAUCUUCACGCUGCUCAACAUCGUCUUGUUCGUCGUCGGCAACCUCGUGGUCUUCCAGUCGACCGAGUGCUCCGAGCCGCCGGCCGACAGCGUCGCGCUCUUCUUCACCUGCCUCACGGCGCUCAUCAUUUCGUACCUCAUCCUGCUCGAGAUCACCAUCCUCCUCGUUCUCCUGGUCUGCGCCCUUCCGCUGCUCAUCGUCAUCCUGCGCGCCCUCGGCCUCGGCGACCGGGCCCAGCAGCUCGGCAUCAAACCGGCCACGGCUAAGGUCGAUCAGGAAGAGGUGGACAAGCGCGUCAAGCUCGUCUACUUUGCUCCAGCAAAAGAGGAGCGUGAAGGGGCCGAUGCGACGGACGCGGGCGGCAGCAAGAGGACCUCUUUGGACCAGGUCGAGCGUGCCUUUGCUGGGAAUGCCCAGAUCGGCUCCGGCGAAGACAGUCCGGGUGGCUCCCGCCUGAGUGCUCUGAUGGCAGCCAGCAUCCCUCUGCCUCCCUCUCGGCCCGGUAGCCCGGUCGAAGAGGUCGCCUCACCCUCGACGGACGCUGCUGGCCCAGCUCUGGCCCGCACCACCACGCGUGCCAGCAGCGUCGCGGCCAAGCACCGGCUUCCCGGCGGGCUGGGCAGGCUGCAGCGCCUCUUCUGGUCGAGGCGUGCCGCCACGCGGCCCAUCGCAGGCGGCGGAGGAGGCGACGCCACGCCUCGCAAAGAGGCGCCAGCACCAGCAAAGCGAGUCGAAGACAUCCCAAAGCACAGGCGCCGCAAGCUGGCGCACCCGCUCCUCGAGAUCCCCGCGCAUCGCGCCACGUGCGCCAUCUGCUUGAGCGACUUUGAGGAGCCCAGCCUGGACCUCGCCGACCCGGAGCCGGAACCGCUGCGACACCUCGAUUGUGGCCAUGUCUUGCACAAAUCGUGCGUCGACGAGUGGUUUACCACGGUGUCGGCGAGGUGUCCCAUCUGUCAAAAGUCCAUCGUCACAUCGGCGCCGUCGGGCGAGCCCGUCGAACCCGCGCGAGGUGAUCAGGAUGCCGACCGCGACGUAGAGGCGCAGCAGGGCCGCGACGGCGCCGUCGACAAUAGUGUACCGCAGAUCCCCAUGACUGUCCUUCGGCCCCGGAGCGUCACCUGA
Molecule: messenger RNA, 1617 nt
Organism: Pseudozyma flocculosa PF-1
Lineage: Eukaryota; Fungi; Basidiomycota; Ustilaginomycetes; Ustilaginales; Ustilaginaceae
Exons: 3
Coding region: 1-1617 (538 amino acids)
Molecular function (GO): zinc ion binding
Source: RefSeq, a predicted model, not a curated record